AGAGAGAGAGAGAGAGAGAGAGAGAGAGAGAGAAUGAAAGGAGAGGGAGACAAAAACGUGGCAGUGUGUGAUAUGAAGCUCGAGAGGCUUCUGAGCAUGAAAGGUGGCAAAGGACAAGACAGCUAUGCCAACAACUCUCAAGCUCAGGCGAUGCACGCAAGAUCGAUGCUCCACCUGCUGGAGGAAACCCUAAACAAAGUCCACCUCCUGAAGUACUCCUCCUCCAAUCCUCCGCCGUUCACGGUGGUCGAUCUGGGCUGCUCCUCCGGAGCCAAUACCGUCCACGUCAUCGACUUCAUCGUCAAACACAUCUCCAAGCGGUUCGACGCCGCUGGAAUCGAGCCGCCGGAGUUCUCCGCCUUCUUCUCCGACCUCCCCAGCAACGAUUUCAACACUCUCUUCCAGCUCUUGCCCCCUCUCGUAUCAAACUCCUGCAUGGAGGAGUGCCUCGCAGCCGACGGAAACCGCUCCUACUUCGCCGCCGGAGUACCCGGAUCGUUUUACCGGAGACUUUUUCCGGUGAGAACUAUUGAUGUUUUUCACUCUGCCUUCUCCUUGCACUGGCUCUCUCAGGUGCCGGAGUGCGUGACGGAGAAGAGAUCGGCGGCGUACAACAGAGGGAGAGUGUUCAUCCAUGGCGCGGGAGAGAAGACGGCCAUGGCAUACAAGAGGCAGUUCCAAGAAGACCUUGGAGUGUUCAUAAGGGCUCGAGCCCGAGAGCUCAAGCGAGGGGGCUCGAUGUUCCUGGUCUGUCUCGGCCGCACCUCUGUGGACCCCACCGACCAGGGUGGUGCCGGCCUUCUCUUUGGGACCCACUUCCAGGACGCCUGGGACGACCUUGUCCGAGAGGGACUGGUGACGGCGGAGAAGCGUGAUAGCUUCAACAUUCCGGUAUACGCCCCGAGCCUACAGGAUUUCAAGGAGGUGGUGGAAGCGGAGGGAUCGCUCGUGGUGGAUAAGCUCAUCGUCUUCAAAGGAGGAAGCCCUCUCGUGGUGAGCCAGCCAGACGACGCCUCGGAAGUUGGCCGAGCAUUUUCCAUCAGCUGCCGGAGCGUUGCAGGGGUUCUCGUAGAGGCUCAUAUCGGCCAAGAUCUCAGCGACGAGCUGUUCUUUCGGGUCGAACGUCGAGCCGCGGGCCAUGCCAAGGAGGUCCUGGAGCAUCUGCAGUUCUUUCACAUCGUCGCUUCCUUGUCACUUGCUUAAUCAGUUGCAACUCAUAUAUAUACAUAUGAGUAGAGAAACACUAGGAAUGUUUACAUUCUGUGUGCUUUUUUUCUUUUUGUUCUCUUGUGGCGUUUAGUGUUUCAUUUUCCCUUCUCUUUGUUGUUUUCCUCCUCGGCGUUUGGAUAAUGUAAACACAGAUAUCGGCUAAGUCCUUUUUGUUUUAUUCUCAAACUCUA
Tarenaya hassleriana is the source of this 1400-nucleotide messenger RNA. Its product is annotated as indole-3-acetate O-methyltransferase 1-like. The transcript has 4 exons. Bases 34 to 1203 code for a protein of 389 amino acids. NCBI's taxonomy places the organism in Eukaryota, Viridiplantae, Streptophyta, Magnoliopsida, Brassicales, Cleomaceae. Gene Ontology annotation, biological process: methylation. Gene Ontology annotation, molecular function: S-adenosylmethionine-dependent methyltransferase activity. The record is from RefSeq and is a predicted model, not a curated record.